AUUCAUCUGACGACCCUGAGGUAGAUAUUGAAGGUGACAUUCCUUCAAAUCUAAUAGCAAUCGAGUUGAAUACAUCAUGCCCCAACAUUCCCUCUCAUCCUCCUCCAGCGUAUCACAUACCCGCGCUCAGGCCACUUGUGGAAUCCUUUGCUCAAGCCUUUAGAAAGGACAAGACUCUAACAUUAGGGCUCAAACUCGCACCAUUCGUCUAUCGAAAACAACAGGAAGACAUAUUGGAUCUCAUUAGUGAAUUUACGGAUGAGGACGGGACGAACCCCAUUGCCUUUUUGAGCUGUACGAAUACCCUAGGCGGCUGUACACUAUUUACGGACCAGACAGGAAAGGUCAAUGGGCCAACACAGGAUCAUAGACGGACCGGCUUCAAUGACGGUAAUGUCUCGGUGGCGACUGCUCUCCCUACCAAGUUUGGCGGAUUGGCGGGAGAUCCUCUGCAUUACCUCUCAUUGGGAGCUCAUCGCAGAUCACCCAGAUCCCGCCAUCGGACGAAUAGGUAUUAUUGGUAUCGGAGGGGUGACCAGUCAUGCUGCAUACCAACGGAUGAAACAAGCAGGGGCUUAUGCUGUUGCAUGUGCGACGGCACUGGGACUCCAAGGGUCACACAUUCGUUUAGAUCCAGAUUAGGUGUUAUAGCAUCGUGUACAACAGAUGAAUUAGAGGCAAUCUAUCACUUGAGAGCUUCUUCCCUUUCCAAUACGCUUCGGUCCAGUUUGAUGAGAAUCGUCGUUCUAUUAGGAAAAGAGUCCCUCGGAAUUGCCUCCACAACUCCUGCAGUCAACGCUGCACAACUCAAAGAGCUCAUGUCCCUCGAGAUUGAAAUAUAUUUGAUGAUAGCUGGGUCAUUUUCUAUUAUCAUGACUUUUGAGGCUUCAGUAUUUUUCGACCCUUCAGCGUUAUAUGGAAAACUCACAUUCAUCGUCGUUAGAGACACUCUUUUCAAUGGCAUCUGCGACUCUUCCGAAAAUGGCUUUCCACAUGGCAUUUCCGAUGGUCGAGAGCGUCGCGAGGAAGCGUGUCUCCCGCUUGGGGGCUCGUGA
Acaulospora colombiana is the source of this 1055-nucleotide messenger RNA. Lineage: Eukaryota; Fungi; Glomeromycota; Glomeromycetes; Diversisporales; Acaulosporaceae. The record is from the annotation of a GenBank genome assembly.